This is a messenger RNA of Equus quagga, 674 nucleotides long. RefSeq names its product MORN repeat containing 5 (gene MORN5). The transcript is spliced from 5 exons. NCBI's taxonomy places the organism in Eukaryota, Metazoa, Chordata, Mammalia, Perissodactyla, Equidae. Bases 33 to 551 code for a protein of 172 amino acids. The record is from RefSeq and is a predicted model, not a curated record.
GAUCGCAACAGCUGAAGCUUGAGGCGGGCGCCAUGGAGUACACAGGGAGCCAAUAUAUUGGGGAGUAUGUGGAUGGGAGGAUGGAGGGCAAAGCUGAAUACAUCCUCCCAACCGAAACAAGAUACGUCGGGGAAAUGAAGGACGGCAUGUUUCACGGCCAAGGAACCCUGUACUUUCCCAGCGGGAGCCAAUUCGAUGCCGUUUGGGAAAACGGAUUGGUCGUAAAGGGCGAGUACACCUUCUCGGAUGGGCUGCAGUAUGACGCUGAGUUCUGGCAUUAUUGUGACAGCUACGAUCGGAGGUUUUACACUGAGAUCUGCCACGGCUUGAAGCCUGCAGGUAUCUCUCAACUCACCAAUAUGGAUCCUCCUAGAAAAAUCCCCAAAGGCUGUUAUGAUUGUGGGGACGGCUUCUAUGACCCGGUCACGAGGAUAGUCAAGGACUAUAAGAAUCGCUUCCUGAGAAAUGCAGAUGAUGACGAGCACGAGUGGAUCAUCCAGACGUGCCGGAAGGGCUGGGAUGAGAUCGUGGGUCACAGCCUCAGGCCAUGAGCUCUGCAGCCGCCUCCGCCAGAGGUUUCCUUCUGCACGGCUGGCACUGGCUGGCCCACAGAGCAGGCUGUAUUUGUAGAACCUGACUUUUGACUCAGGAAUAAAGGCUUUCUGCAGUCAGUG